Messenger RNA from Rhizophagus irregularis DAOM 181602=DAOM 197198, 1638 nucleotides. Lineage: Eukaryota; Fungi; Glomeromycota; Glomeromycetes; Glomerales; Glomeraceae. The record is from RefSeq and is a predicted model, not a curated record.
AUUUGGUUUUGGUAAAAGACUUGACAUUGUGUUAACCUAUUAUAAACAGAUAAUAAGAUUAAAGGUUGAACGUUGUGAAGUGUAAGAAUAUAAAAUUGAAUUUUUUUAGAUCAAAGAUCUAGUGUAACGGCAAAAAAAAGCUCCAUGUAGAUAAAAAGGAAGACUGCGAUAGUGACACAAAUCAAGAAUUUUUUUUUCAUAACUAUGUCUACCGUGCAAAAUUUUUCUCAUAAUAAUGUAAACAAUAAAUUGUCUCGUAUGAAGGAAUGGCGUGUUCCUGCCUCAAUUGUUGCCAAACGUACAAAGAAUCCUAUUCGUGAAAUAGUUUAUAAUAUGAAUGUUACUCCAAAUCCUGAGAAAGAGUAUAUUUCAUUGGCACUAGGUGAUCCUACACAUUAUGGAAAUUUUAAAAUUCACGAAAAUUGCAUCGAUGCUGUAAUAACUCAGUUGAAAUCUUAUAAAGCGAAUGGAUACGUGCCAUCAGUUGGAGUUGAAAGUGCGAGGAUUGCUCUCGCGAAAAAAUUUUCAACAAAAGAAGCUCCAUUAACUUCGGAGGACAUUGUUUUAGCGAGUGGAGCUUCGGAUGCGUUGAGUCUUGCGAUAAGCGUAUUAUGUAACGAAGGACAAAAUAUUCUUCUUCCAAGGCCCGGAUUUUCGCUUUAUCAGACUCUUUCAGAAUCAAAGGGAAUUGAAUGUCGUUAUUAUAAUUUAUUGCCUGACCGUAAUUGGGAAACGGAUUUAGAUCAUUUAUCAUCUUUAAUCGAUGACAAAACGGCUUGCUUACUUAUAAACAAUCCUUCUAAUCCAUGUGGAUCUAAUUUUACUCGCCAACAUUUAGAAUCAAUAUUAUCAUUAUGUGAAAUUUACAAACUUCCAGUAAUAUGUGAUGAAAUUUAUGAAGAUAUGGUAUAUGGAGAUAAUAUAUUUUAUCCUUUAGCAAAUUUAACUAAAACAGUUCCAAUAUUAAAAAUUAGCGGAUUAGCAAAAAGGUACUUAAUUCCGGGUUGGAGAGUUGGGUGGAUUUUCAUAUAUGAUUAUAACAAUAUAUUAAAUGAAGUACGAUCAGGUUUAGCUUCCUUAGCAAAUUUAAUACUUGGAGCUAAUUCAUUAAUUCAAAAUGCUCUACCUGAUAUUAUAAUGAAUACGCCUCAAUCAUUUCAUGAUGAAACCGACAAGUUAUUAGAAGAAAACGCAAAACUAAGUGCCAAUGUUUUGGGGAAAAUCCCUGGGUUACAUGUUAUUGUGCCUCAAGGUGCCAUGUAUAUGAUGGUCGGAAUUAAUAUAGAAGAAUUUAAAGAUAUUAACAAUGAUAUAGAAUUCAGUGAGAAAUUGGUACAAGAAGAGUCAGUUUUAUGUUUACCGGGAAAGAGUUUUCAUUAUCCUAAUUAUGUUCGUAUAGUAACCACAGCUCCAGCUGAGAAAUUGAAUGAAGCUUAUCAACGUAUUAAAGAAUUUUGUGCCAGAUAUCAUGUGUAAACAGUUGAUUAUUACGUGCAAAAAAAUAUUUAAAAUUUGAAUUGUAGUAAUCAAAAUCAAUAAAUUUUUUUAUUACUUUAUUUAAUUACAGUAAAUAUAUAUUUCUUUUCUCAUUAAUUAUUUGAGUUAAAAGAAAAAAUACAUUGUCUAUUACACAUUCAA